Bipolaris oryzae ATCC 44560 is the source of this 234-nucleotide messenger RNA. RefSeq lists its product as uncharacterized. The annotation marks the transcript as partial. The transcript has a single exon. NCBI's taxonomy places the organism in Eukaryota, Fungi, Ascomycota, Dothideomycetes, Pleosporales, Pleosporaceae. The record is from RefSeq and is a predicted model, not a curated record.
CCGCAACUGCCCAAGCAAUCCGGUGAUUCGGGCUUUCACUUCACUCACUCACAUACAGUAUAUAUGACGUUCAUCAGAUGUGAGGUAGUUUCCGCCAUAGCCCCACCUUUCCAUUACCUAUGUUUCUCACCUCAUUUCGUCUCUGUACCUGAUCCAUCAACUCUUCAACUUUCUCAACCCACUGCAAAAGAUAAAGAGCGCACUAGAGUGACGCAAAAAUUCUAUUUUCUGUAA